UGUUUCCGCGGUUUUUGAUCAGCUUUGUACGAAGACUGAUUUUCGCCAAUCUUUGUCGUGUUACGUGUAUGUGGUGAACGGAGCAUUGCGGAGACUGAGAAUUAUGUGGGCUGUUCGCUGUGUUGUGGCAUUCGGGCAAAGCAAGAUCGCGAUGAGACAUCACUGCAAAAGAUGCCAGAAAAAGUUUACAUCAUUGGACACGUUCUUCAAGCACACAUUAUAUCAUGAAACAUCAUCAAGAGGUGUUCCAUGCAGCGUUGUCGGCUGUGAGGCUGCAUUCAAAAAUUACAACUCAUUGCGAAGCCACAUCACAAGGCUUACAGGUGUCUGUCUGGACGGAACAUUGAGCCUGCCCAAAGAUGUCCUCCUCCUCGUGACAUUCCUAUGUUCAAGCCCCAAAAAUGAUGCUGUGCUCGAGUGGAGCCUCAAAAUCAACAAGGCCGAGGCAGAGUUCAAAGAUCAAAACGCAGCAGCUGUCUGCCUCCUCCCAUUGCUUGCAUCCUACUUUCAAGAAAACCUCGGAGAGCUCUUCCAGUUACAUCAGGUGACAACAGAAAUCACAGAGGAGUUUCGUAACAGUCUGCCUGCUUCUCCUGCAAUUGUUGCACUAGGCCGCUCACUUUUCGAAUGCAGCUGCCAGCUGUUUGUGGACCAUGAGGUGAUGGUGGAAGAUGUGGGCUUUCUGCAAGCUGUGGAGCUCCUUUUCGCACUUUAUUAUUGUUUAAACAUCCAGUAUGCCAAAGGUGCGGGAACCACACUUGAGUUCAUUCAGAGAUACCAGGUUGGUAUCAAACAACAUGAUGGGUCACGACAGGAGGCCGGGAGGUCGAAAGGAGCUCGGGCAAGAGCAAUCAAAGCCGCCACAGAUCUUGCUGCUUUUGAGAAAAAAUGGAACAGUGGGUCGAGGGCAGCAACCUUGAUCUGUCAUGGUGCUGAGUGGCUCAAUGUGGCAAUGCACAGCUCAUCUGAUGAUCGAUCGGAUGCCAUGAAGGUUUCUUUAUAAUUAUGUUCUUUUACGGUUUACAAUAUAGUUCUUCAAUUUCAAAACUGC
Molecule: messenger RNA, 1051 nt
Organism: Ixodes scapularis (black-legged tick)
Lineage: Eukaryota; Metazoa; Arthropoda; Arachnida; Ixodida; Ixodidae
Exons: 8
Coding region: 104-1003 (299 amino acids)
Source: RefSeq, a predicted model, not a curated record